AUGACUUCGGCUUCGAUUUUCCAUCCUCAGUUCCAAGUUGUCUCGGACCUCCACCUUGAGACUCCUCUCGUUCAGCCCUCUUACAGCACAUUCAAGCUAAAUCUUGAAGCUAGCUAUCUGUGUUUGCUCGGGGAUAUAGGACUUGCAAAGGAUGAUGGCCUAUACGUAUUUCUCGAGAGUUUAUUGAAGAGGACGCCGAAUCUGACGAUUUUAUAUCUUCUCGGAAACCACGAAGCUUAUCAGAUGACGCUAGAAGCAGCGGAGGAGAAAAUGCGAACUUUUGCCAAAACAGUGGCCCGGACAUAUGGAAAUCGCUUCAUAUUCCUGAAUCGGACACGUUAUGAUGUCAAUCCUACAAUUACCAUUCUCGGUUGCACCCUCUGGUCACAUAUACUUCCCUCUCAGAUGGCUGAAGUUGAAGCUCGCCUCACGGAUUUCAAUCAAGUAAGAGGUAUCAGGGAAUGGGGUCUAGAGGAGCACUUGAAAGAGCACCAACAGGACGUAGCAUGGCUGAACUCCGAGGUUGAAAAGAUGCAUAAUGAAGAACCGGAAAGACAAAUCAUCGUGUUUACGCACCACAGCCCCACGAUCGACCCUCGCGCAAAUAAUCCUAUUCAUACCAACAGCACGGUCAGAUCUGGUUUUGUGACAGAUUUAUCCUCGGAACUUUGCUGGAAAAGCGCUCAAGUGAAGCUCUGGGCAUUCGGCCAUACGCAUUACAGCUUCUCGUAUCGGGAAGAAGGUACCAAUAAACUUGUCAUGGCAAACCAAAAAGGCUACAUUGGGCUCGGAGAAAAGCCCGAAAGUUCAAAUAAUGGCUCGAAAGUCAUUGAAGCUGCAGGAGAUACCUGGGGUAUUCUUCCUACCCGCUCCUACACCGUCUAA
Venustampulla echinocandica is the source of this 885-nucleotide messenger RNA. RefSeq lists its product as uncharacterized. Lineage: Eukaryota; Fungi; Ascomycota; Leotiomycetes; Helotiales; Pleuroascaceae. The coding region runs from base 1 to 885 and encodes 294 amino acids. The transcript has a single exon. The record is from RefSeq and is a predicted model, not a curated record. Gene Ontology annotation, molecular function: hydrolase activity.